This is a messenger RNA of Pochonia chlamydosporia 170, 2115 nucleotides long. RefSeq names its product sulfatase domain-containing protein. NCBI's taxonomy places the organism in Eukaryota, Fungi, Ascomycota, Sordariomycetes, Hypocreales, Clavicipitaceae. The record is from RefSeq and is a predicted model, not a curated record. The transcript has a single exon. Bases 1 to 2115 code for a protein of 704 amino acids.
AUGGCUCCCGCGAACCCUGAUAUCACAAUAACCUACGUCCAAGUUCCAGUCCCUCUACCGCAGUCGGCAUCUACUACAAACCUUCGAUCAUGUAAAUUACGCAGGAAGCGCUCUCUUGGCACGGACGGUCGGCGACAGCGCGAUGAGAAAAGUGAUCAUAUCCAAUUGCAACUGGAGAAGGCCCAUCGUCAACUUCACUUCCACAGAAAUGGAUCGCGAGUGCCCGGAUCGAAAUGUUUCUAUCGAUCGGUUGGCGUACUCAGCCUCUGCGCUGGGUCAGCGCAUUUUUACCUCCUUUCGCUAGUUGGUGGCGAUCUCGAAUGGAUCAAACAGAACAUGGGCAAAAUUGGCACCUUGCUUGUUCUCAGCGCAUUGUUAUACACUGCAGCCAUCACGCUGGUAUAUACUUUGAAGUUUCCGACUAGUUGGCGUAUGGCACUCGGCAUUACUCUGGUUCUUGAGCUGGCAUUGCUGAGAAAUGCUGACCAAGGGAUGUCAUUCGAUCGCCAUGGCGGGUAUAAUAUGUUGAUCUUUUUUGCUAUUGGUGUGCCUCUAAAUUUGGUCGUUCUCGGAAUAGUUCUGCUCUAUCGUAGUACUUCGUACUUCUGGCACAUACUCGCGAGCAUUAUGACUUCCCUGUUGCUGUACGCGGGCACGACACUGCUUCACCAGAAGGCUCAAUGGGGUGAAGGAUUACUCGGCCGUAGUUACCAAGCGGAUGCCGUGGCUUGCCGGAUUCCUGAGCCAAACUGGCCCUUUGUUGACCUGCUGCCUUCAGGGGCACAAAACUUCUGGACAGGCCGGCAGAGUUGUCCCUCUACAUCCACCAAAUUUGAUGCGCAGCUAACACAGGAUGAUGGGCUCUUGACGAUUAACGGAUGCCCUCAGGGUCUACCGACUUCGUAUGAUGUGCUGCCUGACACGCGCAGUUGGUCUGCCCUCGAGAAGCAACGGUACAUGAUGAACAGGCUGAUGGUCCAGCGGACUGUACGUCAAAACUAUACGGGCCCAGUGCGCCUUGAUAGGCAAUCAACUGAGACGGUGAUUGCGCGUUGCGGCGAUGAAGAGAAACUGCUGCUUCGCAUCGGUCGAACUCUACCGCCGUUACAAAGGAGUACACAACAAGUAGAGAUGCAGCGACCCAAUGUCCUCCUUCUGUAUUUCGAUGCGGUUUCCCGCCGUCACUUUCAGCGACGUUUACGGCGCACGUCAAGGUUUAUUGAAGAGCUACACCAGCCUGGGCAGCGGCAGGUGUACCAAUUCUUCCGUUCUCACGCAGUUGGCUUCAACACAGAUGACAACAGCCGCGGUCUUUACACAGGGACCACAAACCGCAGUCAGAUUGAUCCUGUCUGGCAGCAAUUCCGCGAUAAUGGCUAUGUCGUUGCCCGAACUGACACAAGUUGCGAGGACUGGUCGUCGUGGUAUCAGGGGCGCAACACUUCGAUGACGGCGCUGGAUCAUGAGAUGCUCGGACCGGCAUGCCUACCGCCAUAUUAUGCUCUUGAAGGUCACCCAUACGGCAACUUCAACGGGCCGUACAGCCUCAAGCGUCGCUGCGCAUAUGGCGACUAUGUGCAUUCUUGGAACUUUGACUUUGCUCGGCGUUUCCUUGACGUGUAUCCCGACCGGCCCUGGCUGCUCUCAGUCAACUUUAUUGAAGGGCAUGAAGGGAGUGGCGAAGUACUUGCGACAGUUGAUCAUCAGUUACAUGCCUUUGUAGCCGAGUUGCGUGACAAAGGGACGUUGAACAACACAGUCGUCUUCUUUUACGCAGACCACGGGCUGCACAUGGGACUCAACUACCUGUUCACACAAAACGGCCGCAUCGAACAUCAGAACCCAAUGCUUCUCAUGAUGCUCCCUUCGUAUGUGGCAUCGCGGUUGCCUGCGAGAGAUGGCCGUGAUGGACUGCUGGCAAAUGAACAGGCUCUUGUGACGCCGUUCAACACACAUGCGACGUUGAGGGUGCUGGCGGGCUUGAAGCAGUGGCCACCGUCGCCAUCGCCCAACGUUGUUUCUCCAUACUGGGAUAUGUCACUAUUCGAGCCACAGCCGCGGAAUCUCACUUGCGCGUCGGUUGGGAUCGAGGAAGAAUACUGUCAGUGCAAGUGA